This is a messenger RNA of Periophthalmus magnuspinnatus, 4827 nucleotides long. RefSeq names its product ORAI calcium release-activated calcium modulator 2 (gene orai2). The record is from RefSeq and is a predicted model, not a curated record. Lineage: Eukaryota; Metazoa; Chordata; Actinopteri; Gobiiformes; Gobiidae. Gene Ontology annotation, cellular component: membrane. The coding region runs from base 290 to 1063 and encodes 257 amino acids. Gene Ontology annotation, biological process: store-operated calcium entry. The transcript is spliced from 3 exons. Gene Ontology annotation, molecular function: store-operated calcium channel activity.
GGGCUGCGAGCAGCAAGCAGAGCGGAUGUGAGCGUGUGGUUUUAGUCUCAUUUAAAGCCAUGCCUUCAACAACACAAGAGCUAGCAGACAAUCAGGAGCCAAUACAAUGACACUAAACAAUCUGGAGUGCUACAGACGUUUUCCGGACCAAUCUGAAGCGAAAACAAUAGAAGCGUGAUCAGUAAAAGUUAUCCGACUAAACAAUUCUCCUGGGACAUCGCAUUCAUAUUUUUUGCAGCAUCUGUCUUCCGGGAUUGGCUGUAAGAAAUCGCCUCAUAGAUUAGGCACCAUGAGUGAGCUGAACGUGCCUAUGGGCCCCCCCUCUCCGGCCGUGGGGCAGCAGCCUCCUGACGAUGGGGGCAUGGACUACAGGGAUUGGGUGAGACGCAGUUACCUGGAACUGGUCAGCUCCAACCACCAUUCUGUGCAGGCUCUGUCCUGGAGGAAGCUCUACCUGAGCCGAGCCAAGCUCAAAGCAUCCAGCCGCACCUCUGCUCUGCUCUCAGGGUUUGCUAUGGUGGCCAUGGUGGAGGUACAGCUGGAGAUGCAGUACAGUUACCCGCGGGUGCUCUUAAUUGCCUUCAGUGUGUGCACCACCGUCCUGGUCGCUGUGCACCUCUUUGCCCUCCUCAUCAGCACCUGCAUCCUGCCCAACGUGGAAGCAGUUAGCAACAUCCACAACCUCAACUCCGUGAGCGAGAGCCCCCAUGAACGCAUGCAUCACUACAUCGAGCUGGCCUGGGGCUUCUCAACUGCACUGGGCAUCCUUUUGUUCCUGGCUGAAGUUGUCCUUUUGUGCUGGAUAAAAUUCCUGCCUGUCGACGCCAAAACAGAGCUGCCUCCAAAAGAUCCGCCUCCGGAUCCGCAGAACAGCGGGUGGCAGGCUGCGUUGGCAUCCACGAUCAUAAUGGUGCCAGUGGGAGUGAUUUUUGUGCUUUUCACGAUUCAUUUUUAUCGUUCACUGGUGCGCCACAAGACUGAGCGCCACCACCAGGAGAUUGAGGAAUUGCACAAGAUAAAAAUCCAGUUGGAUGGUCAUGAAAGAAUGUUACAGAAUGUUUAAAAUAUUCAUGGACUUUUUAUUGCUUUGCCAAUACUCGCUUAUUUAUUCUUUAUGUGGAAUUUACACAGGAGGGAAUUGUUACAUAAAAGGGCUACUUAUGUGAUACUGUUUUCUGGCCUGGACUAUUUUUGGUUGGGGAAAUAUUUGGACGUGUCACAUGAGAAGACGCCAAUCAUUUCCACAGAUGUUUGUUAAUUUAGUCAAAGCAAAAAAAAUGGACAGUUGAAAUUGGAAUUCAAACAGGAUUCCUGAUAAGGAAAGAGUGGUAUGCAGAAAAGGGAAGCCAAAUCAUAGUUUCUAAGCUAUAUUUAUCUAGUCUUAACAGCCAUUCAAAUUCACUGCAAGUUCUAUACAAGGCUGCGUUCAUGUGAGCACUGAAAAGUUUGAAACAAUUGAAAAAUUUCAGCAGUUUGCCAACAUUUCCAGGUAAUAUAACUUGAUUGGCCAGGUGGUCUAUUUCAUAUUCCGACUGGCUACCUCUGACUUGUAUGUGGUUUUUAAAUGUUUAAUUCAGUAAGUCUAUAUUUGGAAGUAAUAAAAUAACCAUGAUUAGCUUAAUUGUAAAUGUUCGCUAGCUAGUCACUUCUUUCUGUCGCUUGUUAGCCACUAGCGACUCUGCUGAUUUUAACAGUCAACAGUGAAAACAAAUGCAACUUCACAAAUACAAUCAAGUAAUAAAAUGAAUGCAACUUCACACAUCAGGUGGCUAGUAUUUAUUUAGCAUUAAGGAUAACUUCUUUAGGGCUUAUAUGCCUGAAGGUAGAUAAACCACUAGCCAUGUAACCAUUUAUUAUCAGUCCUUGUUGUAUGUUUACAUAUGUAACAGCACACGCCCUUAACUUUAAAAAUCAACCAAAAUUGCACCAUCCUCAAAUGCCAAGUUGUGAAUACUCAAAUGUUGCAAGGAUAAAAUGUCAUUGAGUUGGGUUAAGCAUGUAGCUAGCUUAUCAAAAUACCAAAUCAAUCCAAGCUCUGCAAUGCUAGCUGCUUUAGUCUUUAAAGAUUUUGAUUUAGAAUUGGUUCUGAGGCCAAUUUUUACAAAAUAUAAAAAGCAUGUACCUAGCUAAGCCUGAAAAAAUGCUGCAAGAAACCAUAUUGACCACUUAUUAAUCAUUUGAUUUAUAAAAGAGCUGGCUCUGGGGCUUUCUUCUACCACAGAAAAUAAGAAACAGUUCCCAACUACUACAAAUAAAGUACGUGACAAAUAUUUAAACCAAAAUUAUGUUGUUAGUCUCAUAUCAAUGUUGUGAUUUUGUGCGCUAGCUAGCCAGGCUCAUAUCUACCUUUAUUUUAAACUGUUAGCAUUUUUACUCUUUUUUUUAAGUGUGCUAAUUUGCUAACCGGCUUUUUAUAAGUCAGCCGAAGUUUACAGAGAACUUUAUAUAUGCAUUUAAAAGGUUCCACUGUUGAAACUAAAUGGACUAAAAUUUAAACAGUUUGAAAUGUAGAUGGGAUUACCAUAAACGGGAACAAGGCGGCACUAGCUAGGUCUAUUUGCAGUCAGUGAAAAAUGUGUUUACUUAGAAGUUGGCCUCCAGGGCAAACACAAACAUAUUUUUAUACUUUGUUUCCUUUUUAGACUUUACUGUUGAUUUUACCGGUAAAGCUUAUUUUCCCAAUAUUUGUCCAGCUAAUAUGGAUUUUGUAUCUGUAAUGUAACUAUUCCAAGAUGUAGACAGUUGGAAAGUAAUCAAAUGCUUGGACUAGGGUACAAUAAUUUCCACUCUGGGAUCUAAAAUUAAGAAAAAAAAAACUAAAUGUAUCUGACCCAACCAGGAACAAAGUAGUAGUAUCACUAUUUAUAGAGUUAUUAAUGGGUUUAUUAGUGGUAAGUAAAUCAAAAACACAAAAUAAGUGAUCUAAGUGGCCAUAUUUCUACCACCUCUUGUAAACUUACUCUUAUGUUAUUCCUGUAAAUUAUUCAAGUUUCUGACUGGUUAACUUAAAAAGAUCAUAUUGUAAAAUUAUGCAAUAUGGAUAAUUUUGCAAUAUUUUGGCACACAAAGGAAAAAAAAAAUAUUGUCAAUGUUUACAACUUGAGAAACCAGCCAUUUUUGUCGAUAUUUGGGAUGCACUGAUCCAGCUUUUUCAGUUCCGAUACCAAUUUUGAUACUCUGGCUUUAAGUAUCUACCUGAUAUCAACCGAUACUAGUGCAGGGACUUAUGAUGGCACUUAUUUCCUUAAAUCAAAAAUAACAUAAGACAAAACUGACUCAAAUGUGUUUUGUAGCAUUAGUCAUACCUCAAACGUUCUAUAAAUAAAACUUCAAACAUUAUGGGAUAUUCUGGGCCAAUGGUGAUAAGUAAAUAGUCUCAUUACCUAAAUCUAUUGGCUCAACUGGGGUAUCGGCUGAACUGAUAUUUUUAAGACGAUACUGGAUCCAGCAUAUUUUCUGGAUUAGUGCUGACAUCCAAUACCAGAAUCAUAUCAGUACAUCCCUAGUCUAUAUCGUGACUCUUGUAUGUGUGCCUACUUUUCUUUUUCACUGUGGCAAUUGCAUGUAGCACCUUUAACACAGACAGGCCCAUACUGCCUUCUUUAAACUAGUGGUGCAUUCGAGGCCUCUCAGCUGUUCUGUAACUUCAAACUUUUUACUGUGAGAGGAGGGCUAUAUACUCGCAAGCACUUUUCCCAGCACGGCUCAUAUGACACAGAGUAAUGUAAGCCUAAAGUGGAGUCGGUGAUGCAUUCAAUGUGCAACCAAUCCGCUUUCUAAAUGUCUUACUUACAGAUACUUUUUAUACUGUUACUGAAUAUUUUUCAAGCCUCUACUGCACAAGUUUCUGGUGCUGCUUCACUGUGAAUGUUACUGUCAAAAAUACUGCUCUUUUUAAUAUGUUUGCUUUUGUUAACUUAAAGGGCCUAUAUUACUGUCAUUUUUUAUCUGUGUUACAAUGUUGUUUCCUCAUCAAAAAUGUACCUGGAGUGUUUUGUUUUUCUUUGUUUCAUUCACACAUGGUUGGCACACAGAUCCUAUUUUGUAUUUUUAGGCUGUGUUUGUCUUUCAGACUGAACGUCCUCUGUUCCAUCUUGUGAUGUCAUUAAGUGGUAAUAGAGAAAUAAUUUCACUGUGUUUUUAAACUCCUUACACCUUCACUAGAAUCAUUUGGGUAAUUUGAAUCCUUGGAAUUGCCGAACUUUGCCAAACUUUGAAGCUAUAUUGAACCAUCUCCACCCCUCAGUACACGCUAGAGGAUACUGUAGACUUUCUGUGGCAAUCUCAACUGGACAAGGCAUGAAACAAAAUAAUAUUGUAUGUAGUGUAUUGCAUUAUAAACCAGUUCAAUUUAAGCUAAAAAUGGCUGCUAACUUUAAACUGCCAUUGAAGACAUCACAAGGUGUAACAAAGCAUUUUGCACUUUGGAGAUGUAGACAGCCCGAUAAUGCAGGAUGACUCGAACAUGUGUGAAUGAAACAAAUCAAAACUCGGGGCAUGUUUUUGAUCAGGUAACAUGGCUAAAAGCUCAAAGGAGUCAACUGUGCGUAAUAUAUUACCUUGAAUAUUUUCUUGACAAAGGAAGAGGAAAUGAAACUUGGCAUGACUUUCGUACAGUGUGCUGAUAAAUACAGGAUUUUGUGCCAAAAAAAAGUUAUUGUGGUGAAGAUGGAAAAUGUGAGGGAUAAAGCAUGAAAAAUGUGCCAUCUUUUGUAUAACAUUCCAAAUAUUGUAACUGACCAAAGCAUUGCCGUGAUGUUUGUUUUGUUACUGACACAAAGCUGCACUGCAAAUGGUGCAGACAGAAUAAAGCAUUUACAAAAUAAA